AUGGCUCCCACCACGGACACCAAACUAGAUUCCGUUCACGAAGAGCACCCAGGCAGCAUUGAUGGCGGCAAAGUUGAGAUGCCCAAUGAUCGACUCAAACAUGGAGAUCGGGCUUUAGCUCUCAUUGGCAGCGAGCAAAUCGAGCUUACUGAGGAAGAUAGUCGCCGGAUCUGUCGCAAGACGGAUCGUGUUAUUCUCGCCAUCUUAGUCUGGGUGUAUUUCCUGCAGAUUCUCGACAAAUCCGUCCUCGGCUACGGCGCUACAUACGGGUUGAAGACGGAUACGCACUUAACUGGGAAUGAGUAUUCAUUAGUCGGCUCUAUUGCCCCGAUUGCACAGCUCGCAUGGCAGCCUUUCUCAUCCUAUCUUAUUGUCAAAGUCCCGCAUCGAGUUUUGAUGCCCGCUCUUUGUUUAGGAUGGGGCAUUGCGCAAGCAUCAAUGGCAGCUUGCCAUAACUUUAGAAGCUUAAUGGCCGCUCGAUUUUUCCUUGGUCUUUUUGAAGCGGGUUGCCUCCCAUUGUUCAGCAUUAUUACCAGCCAAUGGUAUAGACGAGCCGAGCAGCCGAUCCGAGUUGCAGCGUGGUAUGGCACUAAUGGAGCCGCGACUAUUAUCGCGGCUGCUCUGUCCUAUGGCCUGGGGCAUAUUAAAUCGGAUCUACUGAAGGAGUGGCAAAUCAUCUUCCUCUUUGUCGGCCUUGUCACGAUCGUCUCCGCCCCAUUCAUCUACUGGAAGCUCGACAAUGAUAUCCCAUCCGCUCGAUUCCUAACAGAUCAAGAAAAGGCACAAGCUAUUGAGAGACUCCGAGCCAACCAAACAGGAACAGGAAGCCGAGAGUUCAAGUGGCAACAUCUCCUCGAGGCCGCCAUGGAGCCUAAAACCUACUUAUGGAUCGCCAUGGCACUGCUGCUUAAUGUCGGUGCGAGUGUGACCAACACAUUCGGUCCUCUUAUCUUAAACGGCCUAGUUUCUGAUAAGUAUAUGACGAGUUUGCUGAAUAUGCCCUUUGGCGCUUUACAGACUAUUGUUAUCUUGCUGGCGAGUUUCUUAGCCCAAAAGGCGCGGGUUAAAGGCGUUAUACUUAUGCUUUUCAUGAUUCCUGUUGUCGCUGGCUUAGCUGUUCUCUACUCUGUACCUCGAGACAAUUCCGCAAAAGCAGCACUUCUCGUGGGAUACUAUCUCCUCGCCUUUCUCUUCGGCGGAAAUCCCCUUAUUGUCACCUGGAUCGUUGGCAAUACGGCUGGUACCACAAAGAAAUCUUCGAUCAUGAGCGUCUACAAUGCCGCUAGCUCGGCCGGCAACAUCAUUGGGCCAUUGCUAUUCAAUGAUAAAGACGCUCCGGCCUAUAAGCCCGGUCUCCGUGCUUGUUUGGCCAUCUUUGUGGCCCUCGUCGCCGUUGUCGCCAUCCAGUGGGCUAACCUUAUUGUCCUGAACAAGCUCCAAGAAAAGAAGCGUGUGCGCAACGGCAAAAAGGCCAAGGUUGUCGAUCACUCAAUGGAUUCGACAUAUCAGACUAUGGACGAGCGUAACACGGUUGAAGAGGCUGUUAUUGCACAGGAGAAUGCAGCUGGCACUGCAGAGUUUGUGGGAGAGGCUCGGCUUGGGGAGCAGGCGUUUCUGGAUCUUACGGAUCGUCAAAAUGACGAGUUUGUUUAUAUAUAUUAA
Trichoderma aggressivum f. europaeum is the source of this 1662-nucleotide messenger RNA. RefSeq lists its product as uncharacterized. Gene Ontology annotation, biological process: transmembrane transport. The record is from RefSeq and is a predicted model, not a curated record. The transcript has 2 exons. Gene Ontology annotation, cellular component: membrane. Gene Ontology annotation, molecular function: transmembrane transporter activity. The coding region runs from base 1 to 1662 and encodes 553 amino acids. Lineage: Eukaryota; Fungi; Ascomycota; Sordariomycetes; Hypocreales; Hypocreaceae.